AAUAGUUUGUGUUCCAGGGCCUUGCCGCCUCUGAAUCAUCAAUAUCCUCCGUCAUCUCUCGUCUCCUUGACCAAGCCAAGCGUUCUAAGAGCAACAGCCCUGUCAUCCUCGUUAUCAACAGCAGGGCACUGCAAGAGACUUCGUCAAGUGUGGAGGCCCCCGCCGAACCCGUGUUUAGACAAAGUGGGGAAAGCAAUGGGAUCUCUUUGAUGACGGUCUUGACACAGCUCCAAAAAGCUCGCCAAAAGCCCACCGUCUACCGCUCCCGCCCUCGCUACCAGCACGCCCGAAAACCUCAAAAACGACUACCAGUCUACAAGUCCCUCCUAAGCCUCCGGAACAGCCUUCGCUGCGGCGCCCAAGACGAAUGCAAGGACGAGUGCUCCGAUAUUCCUAGACCGCAGGAACAGAAGAAGUGUGACAGAAAAUGUGAGCAGAAAUACGAAUGUGACGAAGAACCUGGAUGCAAUGAAGACAAUUGUGAUGAUGAUACUAGCACCAAAGGACCGCCAUCGGAUGAAGAGGAACCUAAAAAAUGUGCCAGAUGUUAAUUUCGUUGUUUCUGAAUUUUAAACUUUAACACGAUAUGAUAUUCUAUAAGGACAGAACUGCAAUCCGAACGCAAAUUCUGAGCGUAUUUUUUUAAAGGUUGAAGAGCCAUCUAUUUUCGAGUUCUUGGACUAAAAUGAUAUCACUGCUUUACCGAUCGAGUCAGCAACCUACCGUUGUUUGGGAGAACUUUCAAGAAAAGAAAACCCAUCCCAUUCCCGCAUCCCUAAUACCAUACGGAAAUACGGAUUUGUUGGCACUGAUACUAAAAACUAGAAAUAAAAUCAUGCAUUAUUAAAUUGGCCAAGACUGAGAAAUUAUUUCAUAGUUUAAUCAAAGCAUUUAAUUAUUUAAUAAAUCCUACAAUUCCAGACAGCCUUUAGAA
Messenger RNA from Cydia pomonella (codling moth), 934 nucleotides. RefSeq lists its product as uncharacterized. NCBI's taxonomy places the organism in Eukaryota, Metazoa, Arthropoda, Insecta, Lepidoptera, Tortricidae. Bases 210 to 551 code for a protein of 113 amino acids. The record is from RefSeq and is a predicted model, not a curated record. The transcript has 2 exons.